AUGGACUCUCCCGACUCAUCUUGUACGAACCAGUCCGAAACCAUGAGCGAGUUAGAACGUGCCUAUGAACGCAACUGGACCCCUGAGCUGAACCCUGAGGAGAAGGCACAGCGCAUACAUGACAACCCCCCUACAACAGCUUACCCUCCCAUCGUCAUUACCGGCGAAGCAAGACAUAACCAUGUGGGCAUGUGGAAAGAUCUCAUCUCACAGACCAAGUUUGUCUACGGUUACCAUCAGGAGUACGAUGUCAUUACCGAGCGCACAGCGCACAGAGACGAUGAUUAUCUGGAUGGUGCACUGGGCCGCUUGUAUACUGAUCUUACGCAUCAAGUUGGGAUGAUAAUGGCUCGCAAGAAAGUGAGUAGUGUCAUCAUAAAGCAUGAGAUCGUCAUAAAUGCGAUUGAUAUGGAUAAAGACGAUAGGGCAAACUGGGGCGGCGAUCAGUUUGAUGCGAGAUAUAUGACCUUCUUUUACAAUUAA
Molecule: messenger RNA, 483 nt
Organism: Pyrenophora tritici-repentis Pt-1C-BFP
Lineage: Eukaryota; Fungi; Ascomycota; Dothideomycetes; Pleosporales; Pleosporaceae
Source: RefSeq, a predicted model, not a curated record